This is a messenger RNA of Symbiodinium sp. CCMP2592, 576 nucleotides long. The record is from the annotation of a GenBank genome assembly. Lineage: Eukaryota; Dinophyceae; Suessiales; Symbiodiniaceae.
AUGGAUGUGGCGUGCCGGAACGCCACGGAGGACCCCAGCGAAGCCAACCUCGUGCGGCUGCUGGAUCUGUGGUCGGCGGAUUGGAAGCACCGGGGGCGCACCCGGGCGGUGGGGCCGGGGGCGUACGAAAGGUACGCAACGCUGGGGCUGUUCGGGCACGGCGGCGUGGUCGGGGUGUCCAAUGCCACCGGCCUGCGGGAGGCCUGCGCAGCCGUCAACGGCUUUCUCCGGAGCCGCUUUCCGAACGGCACUUGGACGUCCAUAGCUGUACUCUUCAACCCGCGCAUGGGAGGGCGGGUGUGGAUCGAAGACGAUGAGGGGGACUCGACGGCCCGGCUGGCCGACAAGAAAGGGGACCGGGAACUGCGGGGCAGGUGGCUGGACAUGCACGACAAGCCAGUGAGCUUCGAUGCUCGUCGAUAUCACAAGGUCGAGCCCCACGAGGGCAGCAUGUGGGCUCUGGCUGCCUACGUGCCACAAGCCUAUGCUCGGGCGACAGAACAGCACCGGGUCCGGGAAGUGUACGUUUUCGCCGUACACUUGAAAAUGGAAGUUUCGCACGGAAUGCGAAACUAA